This is a messenger RNA of Carassius auratus (goldfish), 3239 nucleotides long. Its product is annotated as interleukin-13 receptor subunit alpha-2-like. Gene Ontology annotation, molecular function: cytokine receptor activity; protein binding. Bases 206 to 1438 code for a protein of 410 amino acids. The transcript is spliced from 10 exons. Gene Ontology annotation, biological process: cytokine-mediated signaling pathway. Lineage: Eukaryota; Metazoa; Chordata; Actinopteri; Cypriniformes; Cyprinidae. The record is from RefSeq and is a predicted model, not a curated record. Gene Ontology annotation, cellular component: external side of plasma membrane.
UCUCUCUCUCUCUCUCUCUCUCUCUCUCUCGCUCUCGCUCUCUCACACACACUGAGUCACACAAGAGGGUGCUGUAUCCAACAAAAUCCGAGAACAUUAAGCUAAGUUCAUUCAGACAACUCUAAGGCAACUAAAUGGGCUUAUAACAUCAGGAUCUUUCUAUUAGAGAACCGUGACAACACUGAUAAUAAUCCUUCAGAAGAACAUGUUGCUGCUGAAUAAGUUCCCUGCAUGGCUUUCUGCAUUCGCUUUGCUUUUGCUGACUCAAGAGCCUGUCUCUACGUCAGAGGUCACAGCCUGUGGAGUUACGGUGGAUCCCCCUGCCAAUAUUGAGAUAACAGACCCUGGCUUCCUGGGGUACCUCAGUAUCCACUGGACUCAGCCAACCAGCCUUCAGAACCUUACAGGCUGCACAGUUCGAUACCAACUCAGAUACUAUGACACCUAUGAGGAACGAUGGAGGAGUGUUCGAACUGUCAAGCUAACUUAUGCAGCUCAGUUUGAUCUUGAGAAACCAAUCAAGGUGAGAAUACUCACUGUGCUGAAGUGUGCCUGUACCAAAGGGACAGAGGUCCAAGGAGAGGAGAAAGAGUGGGUCUACACACCUGAACCUACAGGUGUGGCAGAAUCACGAAUAAGAGAUUUUCACUGUGUCUACUAUGGGAAGGAGUACAUGGAAUGCACCUGGGAGGCAGGACCCGGCCAACCUCCAGAUUCACAGCACUACCUCUAUUACUGGCACAGGGAAAUGGAUGAAACAAAGGAAUGUCCAGAAUACUUCAUAUCAUCUGAGGGUCGAAGUGGAUGCAGGUUUCCUCGAGAAUCACUCCUGGAGUUCUCGAAGUUUAAUUUAUGUAUAAAUGGAUCCUCUCCAGCAGGAAGUCUGAAAAUGGCCUACUUCUCUAUUGAGGUCCAAAACCAUGUAAAACCCACAGUGGUCUCCUCUGUGCAUGUCUCAGAGACUGAUGGAGAGCUGAAGUUAGAGUGGUCACCACCUAGUGGUCAGGUGCCAGACCACUGCUUGGAAUAUGAGGUGGAGAGCAGCACUACGAUGGAAAAUGGCAAAGAAAAGCAGGAAAAGAUUGUUCUUCAGAAUUUAGAGGACACAUCUUUUGGCAUCCCAAGAAAGGCGGAAAGUCAAAAAACUUGCUUUCGAAUCAGGUCAAAGGUGAACAUGUACUGCGCUGAUGGAGGAUUUUGGAGUGACUGGAGCCAAACAAAGUGCACAGAAGAUAAGGAAACUCAAUACAUCCCAAAAUGGAGAUAUCUCAGUCUGGUGGUCAUUGGCAUUGCUGGAGUCAUCAUCCUCUGUCUUUCAUUAUGGACAUUAAAGAAGAUUAGCAUAAAAAAGAUCAACAAAAAGGAUGCCCUCUAUACUUUAUACAAGGAGAAGGUCAACAAAACCAUGCCCACUAUCCUUAGCCCCAUUUUAAAGUGAUGCUCCCUAAGACCUGUUAUGCUGAAUUAACUUUUAGCAGUUCUAGACUGCAGUAAAAGUAGACUACUCAGACACAGAAAUAAACAUGAGAAGUGAGACUUCAACACCCUUAAAGUGAUAGCUGAUAGAAUCAGUAGUCUUGUGGAAUAGGUAUGUGGAGACCUUAAUGAACCACAGCACUGACCCGAAUGUAUGAACCGCUUAGGUUUUCAAGACACUAUACUACUAUGUGAUGUGUUUACGCACAUAUCAUGUGUUACUUAAAGUUACUCAAAGAUUUUUCAAAUACUCUUGUCAGUUUAGUCAAUUAUUUUUUUCUAAAUGCCAGUGAUCUUGCCAAUGAUUUUUCAAAUGCCUAUCAUCUUGAAAUUUUAGCCAAUGAUUUUUCAAAUACAAAUAUCUUGUCAGCUUAGCCAAUGAUUUUCCAAAUGCCAAUCAUCUUUAUAUAUUAGCCAAUGAUUUUUCUGAUUCCAAAGAUCUUAUCAGUUUAGCCUGUUUUUUUUUUUUCAAAUGCCAGUAAUCUUGCCAAUUAUUUUUCAAAUGCCAAUCAUCUUUAUAUUAGCCAAUGAUUUUUCAAAUUCCAAUGAUCUUGCCAGUUUAACCAAUUAUUUUUCAAAUGCCAGUGAUCUUGCCAGCGAUUUUUCAAAUGCCAAUCAUCUUUAUUUUAGCCAAUGAUUUUUCAGAUUCCAAAGAUCUUAUCAGUUUAGCCUGUUUUUUUUUUUCAAAUGCCAGUAAUCUUGCCAAUGAUUUUUCAAAUGCCAAUCAUCUUUAUUUUAGCCAAUGAUUUUUCAAAUUCCAAUGAUCUUGCCAGUUUAACCAAUGAUUUUUCAAAUGCCAGUGAUCUUGCCACCGAUUUUUCAAAUGCCAAUCAUCUUGGUAUUUUAGCCAAUGACUUUUUCAAAAGCCAGUGAUCUUGUCAGUUUUAUUUUCCUAUCAGUUUUUUUGCUGUUUCACUUUGACCUAUGACUCUUUCAGUAUUUGAGAUUAUUUUACUGCUGAUUACGUAAUGAAGAAAUCAGGAGUAAAGAGUUCAUACAUUUAGGAAAAAAGUGUUUUAUAUACAUUAUUCAAAUAAAAUUUUCAAGUUUUUACAACAGAUAAAAUCAACAAGAAGUCUGUAAAACACCCCCAACCCACCACUACAGUGUGUACAGAUAUGCAGAUACAGAACAUAUUUCCAUUCUUGUUCUAAUCCUAAUCAGAACAUCAAAGCCCUUCCUGUUGAUCAUCAUCACUUCCUGUGCUGACUAAGUAUGUAUGGUGACUGGAAUGGUGAUGUUUGGUUGAGUCAUCAUGAUAUCACACAGUACAGCACAAAUGACACUCUAUACCUCCCAAGAAACAGACUCGCUUUAUUCAUAGAAUUAUCGCUCAUGCAACAAGCAUCAUUGUUUUUUCAAUGGUCUACAUUCACGUCAUCAAGCCACAGUUCUGUAAUAGUAAACCUAAUUACUUUCUUUAACUUACUUUCUUUAACUUUAACUUACCAAUGUAAUAUUGAUGGAUGCUAGUGUGGUAUCCACACCCUGCUUACUUGACUCAACUUGCCUAGAAAUAAGAAGUUAUUAAAGGGAUUUUCGGUUUUCCGAAAAGUGAAAAUCCUAUCAGCAUUUACUGUAAAAAUCAUUCAGCAUGUCUUUAAAAUCUGUAUGUCCUUACUGCUUCUGUAAAACACAACAGAAAUGUCAAAACAAUGUCUCUGUGUUGUGUUUUGUUUUCAUGCAAUGAUAUUUUGGACAGACAUGUACAAAAAAGAUGAACGUUUCAUGAAAAUAUCUUAUUUUGUGUUUUGCACUUUUUG